AUGUCCAGUCCCCUGGAGCAGGCACUGGCUGUGAUGGUCACCACUUUCCACAAGUACUCAGGCCAAGAGGGUGACAAGUUCAAGCUGAGUAAGGCGGAGAUGAAGGCACUUCUGCACCAGGAGCUGCCCAGCUUUGUUGGGGAGAAGGUGGAUGAGGAGGGCUUGAAGAAGCUGAUGGGAGACCUGGAUGAGAACAGUGACCAGCAGGUGGACUUCCAGGAGUAUGCUGUUUUUCUGGCCCUGGUCACUAUCAUGUGCAAUGACUUCUUCCAGGACUCCCCAGACCGGCCCUGA
Puma concolor (puma) is the source of this 294-nucleotide messenger RNA. RefSeq names its product S100 calcium binding protein A2 (gene S100A2). Lineage: Eukaryota; Metazoa; Chordata; Mammalia; Carnivora; Felidae. Gene Ontology annotation, biological process: endothelial cell migration. Gene Ontology annotation, molecular function: calcium-dependent protein binding; calcium ion binding; transition metal ion binding. The record is from RefSeq and is a predicted model, not a curated record.